Molecule: messenger RNA, 1218 nt
Organism: Harpegnathos saltator (Jerdon's jumping ant)
Lineage: Eukaryota; Metazoa; Arthropoda; Insecta; Hymenoptera; Formicidae
Product: calcyclin-binding protein
Exons: 2
Coding region: 183-860 (225 amino acids)
Biological process (GO): heart development
Cellular component (GO): nucleus
Molecular function (GO): tubulin binding; ubiquitin protein ligase binding; S100 protein binding
Source: RefSeq, a predicted model, not a curated record
GGCCGCUCUCACGUUCCUCUCUGCUAAUAGUUUGCAAUAGCCAAUAUUUCAUACUGCUGGCGUGUCACGUCACCAAUUAGUUUGUGGUAUUCGAGAAUAAGGACGUUUGCGGUGUCUCCGCAGAAUAAUAUUCGUGACUUUUGCGAGAUUCGUGAUACCUAUCAGUCAUUUGAUAAUCAAGGAUGACUAAAGCUGAAGAAAUAAAACAAGACAUUGAAGAGUUUAACAGUUUGCUGGAGCAAGCCUCCAGGCAACGAACUAAGGAUGUACUGACACUGGAGAUCAGAAAACUAUACACAGAAUUGGCAAAGUUGCUCGAAGAAGGCAAGGAUGCAUCUAUCAAGUCAACAUCUGCAUUGUCCAAUGCUACUCAAAAGCGUUAUGAAGUAAAACUAAACAAUUAUGGAUGGGAUCAGACAAAUGCGAUGGUGAAGAUUUAUAUCACACUCAAGGAUGUUCAUUUGCUGCCCAAGGAGUCAGUCAUCUGCAAUUUUACUGAUAAAUCCCUAGACUUACGCAUACUAGACUUGGACAACCGAGAUUAUCACUUGCCAAUCAACAAUCUCUGUGCCGAGAUCAACAUAGAAAAGAGCAAUGUGAAAAUAAAAACUGACAUGAUUGUCGUGUCAUUGAUAAAGAAAGUUGCUAAAGAAUGGUCACAUGUGACAUGGGUUGAGAAAAGGAUCAAGGAAGCAAAGGUAACAUCUAUGCCAGAGGUUGGUGAUGAUAGUGAUCCUGGUGCCAAUUUGAUGAAUUUGAUGAAGAGGAUGUACCAGGAUGGCGAUGAUGACAUGAAGAAGACAAUAGCAAAGGCAUGGACCGAGAGCCAACAGAAAAAUGCUGGUUUGAUGGACUUGUAAUUUCCACAAGUAGAACUCUAAAUUUUUAUUUCUAGGUAAUAUGCAUUUUUUGUGUUCUUUUUAUAUUUGUUAAAUAUAAAAUGUGUAUUGAAGAUCAUUACCGAAACAUGUGCGGCAUACAGACGUUCUUAGAUAACGAUAGUGUUCGCAUAUAUUUAUUCUUAUGCUAUAAAGCAUCAAAUUGAACAAUUGUAUUGAAGGAGUUUUGUGUUUCCAAACUUUACAGUGGAAAUUAUAUCAUAAUCAAUAAUCUGUGAAGCUUUCAUUUAUCUUCCGAGAAUUCCUCUGUAUAUUUGUUUAUUUUAUCAUAUUGUGCUGUAAGAAAGAUCAGUAGUAAAAUACGAUGAACUUAACUAAA